Caenorhabditis angaria is the source of this 436-nucleotide messenger RNA. The record is from the annotation of a GenBank genome assembly. Lineage: Eukaryota; Metazoa; Nematoda; Chromadorea; Rhabditida; Rhabditidae.
AUGUCAAUAAAAUCAUUGUGAGUGGAGUUAUGAUGAUUUUUAUGAGCCAAUUUUUGAGUUUUAAAGAGCCCUUGCCUCAGAGGUCCAUUGAGAGAGAUUUUAAGUGUUUAGCAAAAAAGAUUUUCUUGUAAAAAAUGAAUCAAGUUUCAGCAGUUACCCCGGUUACAUCGCAGUCGUCUUCUUCAGUUUGAUCGGUUCUGCAAUGGUAUUCCCAAUCUUCUCGGAAUUUUUCGAAGUCACCAUCGUUAUGCUCAUUUUCGCAUUCUUGGGAUCAAUUCUGAUUAUGUUUUAUGUGAUGCUCAAUCUUAAAACGUUGAUGUGCUCAAAAAAAUACAAAAUCAAACAAAACGAGUGCAUUUUUGCGGUCAAUCAGAUCUUCAUUGGCAUUCUCCAAUUCAUCAAAGAGCUGUCCGCAACUGAGGCUGACAACAACUGA